Messenger RNA from Pseudomyrmex gracilis, 788 nucleotides. Its product is annotated as pre-rRNA-processing protein TSR2 homolog. Lineage: Eukaryota; Metazoa; Arthropoda; Insecta; Hymenoptera; Formicidae. The record is from RefSeq and is a predicted model, not a curated record. The transcript has 3 exons. Bases 92 to 568 code for a protein of 158 amino acids. Gene Ontology annotation, cellular component: nucleus. Gene Ontology annotation, biological process: maturation of SSU-rRNA from tricistronic rRNA transcript (SSU-rRNA, 5.8S rRNA, LSU-rRNA).
CAGAGCAAAAAAACUAGAACAGGUUUUCACAUGGCUCUGACCGCUCUCAGUGUUCUCUCUGAUGUGAUGACACCUUUGACUUAACCUAAUAAUGGAGGAAACUAAACAGUUUUUUUUGUCAGUCAAUCGACGUAUAUUUAGCAAUUGGACAGCAUUACGCUUGGCAGUAGAAAAUGAUAUGGGUCCGUUAGAACAAGCAAUAGAGUUCUGUUCGUAUACAACAGAUCUAAUAUAUAUGAAUGAAGAUAUAACUAUUAGUGAACUUGCUGAGGAGCUAGAAGGAUACAUGGAUGAUCAGUUUAACACUGAAGUGCAUGAUGACAGUUGUACAGCAGUGGCAACUGACUUAUUAAAAUUUUUCCAUUAUUGUACAAAAGGGGACGAAUCUAAUGCAAGAGAAGAUCUCGAGAAAUUGCCACCAGAGCAACCUUGGCUCUCCAAAAGUCCUCCGCAAUAUACUCAUCCUGUGCCGGUAAAACACAAUAGUAGUUCAGAGGAAGAUAUGGAAGUUGAUGUAAAUGAAAAAGACGAUGGAUGGACAAUGGUAAAAAACAGACGGAAUAGAUAACUUACAAAAUAAAUUUCAUUGUUUCUUUUAUUUUGUACAAAAGAUACUUUACUCAGCAUUGAGAUAUAAAAAGACAUGGAAAGACAUACAAAGAGAAAAAGAAGGCCAGCUCAUUCGUUCCACAGUCAUACAUCAUUUCAAUGAUGAAAUUUAUCUACAAUAUUUUUUUACCUAAGCAUUCUUUUUUAUUAGUCUCUCUAUUAUUUACCGAGAGCUUUCU